Messenger RNA from Drosophila subobscura, 3966 nucleotides. Its product is annotated as mediator of RNA polymerase II transcription subunit 15. NCBI's taxonomy places the organism in Eukaryota, Metazoa, Arthropoda, Insecta, Diptera, Drosophilidae. The transcript is spliced from 15 exons. The record is from RefSeq and is a predicted model, not a curated record. The coding region runs from base 113 to 3523 and encodes 1136 amino acids.
UCUGUAUACAAAACACUUGGAAAACAAAAAUUAUGAAUAAAAUUCCCAGUAAUUAUAGAUUAAAUAUUUGUUCAAGCUUUUCUCUGUGUAAGUAGAGGAGCCUCUGUGGAGGAUGAUUCAAGGUUUAUACUAUCGGAAACUGCUAGAAAAUCUGUGCUGCUGCUUCCUGGUAAACGAACAGAAACUAGACGAGAAAAACAAGACGAACAACUGCCUUAACCACUGCCUGUGUUCCAUCGAAAAGGCAGACAACAAUCGAUCCUCAAUGCGCUCUAACUCGCAGCCCGCUCGGAGACCUGCGAAUGCAGAGGGCGGCGGCACCACCCGGCCAAGACACUGCAGCAGCAAUGGGCCACGAUGGAUUGCGUUGGACACGUCACAGAGACCCAAGUGCCAUGGCAAUCGAAAAGCAGACCAGACAUUGGACAGUCGACCUCGCUUUGUGCAGGCCGUGGAGUCGUUGAGUUUCGAGAUACAAAGAACAACAAGAAUUGCGCGUUUACCACUGACACAGCAGCAUCAGACGCAGGUGCCCAUGCAACCAAGUUGUCCGAGCACCUGCCAGGCCUAUCCGAAGAGCGAAAGAGAGGCCUUGCCGAACAGCACCUUUCAGAGUACACAACCCAAUCGCACAAUGAACGAGAGUUCGGGGCUCGAAUCGAACUAUGGUGAGUGGCAGCAGAGGCAACAACAACCGCUGCCGCCUCAGGCCAAACCACCUCCGGCAUCUUUUUCACUGUACAACAAUGAAUGCUACAGCACAUUUGAACCCGAACUCAAUAGCACGAAGCUGGAUCCUGGCGAUUUCCGGGAAGACCGUAGGGCAGAGUGCAAUGGCAACCAGUCGGCGCGAUAUUCAGAGUCUUUUGGACAACCGCCGCAGCAGCAACAGCAGCAGCAGCAGGCGGAGAGCAGCAACAGAUUUAAACCUAAUCCUAAUACGGCGAUGAUGGGUCCAGUGGAUCGCCUGAACCGCUGUCAACCGCAGUGCAUUCGUGAGCUCUGUGGUCGCCCACAGCAGCCAAAGCCAAUCUGCGGUGCAGAUUCUUUUGGUCCUCCACAGCAACAGCAGCAGCAGCAGCAGCUACAGCAGCAGAGGUUGCAACAGGAACAGCAGCAGCAACAAGAGCUGCAGGCUGCAUAUGCCUUGCUGCACAACGAGGAGACCAGCGACACCUACGACCUCGAUUUCAAGAGCACAAACUUCGGUACUGACCAUUGUCGUGACGACUGCAGCUCAGAGUGCAGUCGCAACGCCACGAAUCAGUGCUUUGGUCCUCCGUCGCAGCAGCUGCAGCCGCAACAGCCGCAACUGCAGGCAGCCUACGCCCUGAUGCACAACGACGAGACCAGCGACACAUUUGAACCCGUGCUCCAUAGCUCGAUACUUCAUGUGGAGCGCUGUGAGCCACAGUGCAAUCGAGUGCUUUGUACGCGACCACAGCAACCACAGGCGGUGCGGGGAGCAGAGCGUUUUGGUUCUCCUCCUCCUCCGCAGCAGCAACAGCAGCAGCAGAGGCAUAUUAAACAGCUGGUGGGAAAGAAUCCCUUGAGUCACAAUGAUGCAACCAGCGACAGAUUUCCCGAUCGCAGUACAGCUCCCUGUACGGCAGAGUGCUCUCAAAACACCAUGCACCAGUCGACACGGUAUCCAGAGUCCUUUAGGCCAUCGCCACAGCUGCAGCCCGAUCCUGUGAAUUGCGUGGAAACCUGUUGGGGAGAGUGCAGUCAAAUCACCAUGAAACAGUCGGCCCGGCAGCCAGAAACCUUAAGAUCCCCGCAGCAGCAGCAAAAGUCGGCAAAUUAUUCUAACCUGCACAGCCAAGACAACAUUGAAACAUUUAAGCCAGAGCUCUGUAGCACGAUGAUUGCUGCGGAGGAUGAAGAGGAAACCUGUGUGCCAACUUGCACGGGAAGCUGUAGCCUCCUGCCGCCGUCGACGAGGAGUCCAGCUGCUGUUGGUCAAAAGUCCACGCAAGCUUCGGCCGAGUAUCCGCGUUGCGCGCAGGUUGUGAGCUGUGGCACCUCCACACAUAAUAAUUUGAGCUACCAGCAACAGUCAACAUCCACGAAUCAUCCUGUUUUUGGCCACCAAUCUCAGCAGACUAGCCAGCAUUAUCAGCGGCCAUUAUCGCCUGAGAGAUCUCAAGCGGAGCAGAGUCGAUAUCAGCCGGAGAUGCAAUUCAGAGACGGUACACCUAUGAGCCAGCCAGCGUAUUGUCAUUCGCAGCUUAGGAAUCAAACCCAGGGGCCACAGCAUUCUGAUGAAAUCUUCCAGGAUGUAAAACCCAUGCAGGGGCCAAGCUGUUGCAGGAACGAAGGCUGUCCCAUGAAUCGGAUGGGCAACACUCCCGAAGAUCAGCGUAGCAUGAGCCAGAGAGCAGCCUGUUGUCUGAAUCAAAUGUGUCCCAUGAACCAGAGGUCAACCUGUUGUAAGAACGAAAUGUGCCCCAUGAACCAAAGUGCACCAUAUCAGAGUGUGACACCUGAAGAUCAGCGUGGCAUGAACCAGAGGCCAACCUGUUGUCAGAAUCAGAUGUGUCCCAUGAACCAGAGAGCAUCCUGUUGUCAGAACGAAGAUUGCCCCACAAAUGCGAGUUCACUUUAUCAGAGCCUUGCAUCAGAUUCCAUGGAUCAAGAGUACAGCUGUCCAGCAAAUCUGACCAUGCCACAGGGGCACAGUACGCCAUCCAAAGGCGCAGCACCGCAACAAAUUACCCAAGGCAGUGGUCCCUCCUGCAAGUCCCAAGCCUCAUAUGCAGCUCAGUACAACCAGCACGGCGGUGCCAGCACGAGUCUGCCAUCGCAGAGUGUUACGUACGGCAGUCAUUCCGACAAAUACAAUGCAGAUGCAACAAUAACACUGAGAUUCGGUGGUGCUGCUAGCGAUCAGAGCAUUAUGGCAAAGCCCGUGCCAUAUGGCGGUCAGGCGCCUUCCAUGGACUUUACCUAUCCACUCGAUGCAAGUUCUUCCUCGGAAGGGACUUUCAUGUGCCAACCCAGCGCAGCAGACGAACGGCUUGCCCAGCGCACCAGGGACUUGUACUUUGAGGCGAUGGUGAAGGAGAGCUGCUGCAAUGAUGUCAUACAACGGACCCUCAAUGGUCGCGAGAACUUCAACGAGCGUUCGUAUGUGAUUGCGUUCGCUGGUCAGCUGCCGCAGAAGCUGGGCCUAGUCGAUCCCCUGACCCUGCUGGAGGCCAUCAAGAUGCGCAUCGAGUAUGAGCGCGGGGAGAUACGCAAGAACUAUGGCAGUGAGGCAGAUUUCAGCCAAAGUCGGCCAGCCUGCCAGCGGCCAGUGAUCUAUAGCGAAGACAUUGACCAGCACUUUAGGUCCAAGAACCAAUCCGAAGUCAAUCAGAGUUUGUGCGCCUACUUGAAGGCCGAGAAUGAGUAUCGCAAAACUCACUCGGAUUUGAAUGACACAGAUUUUAGUGCAAAUGUAAAUUCAUUCGAGACAAAAUUCUUUAAUGACAGCAUUCGUAUGAAUAUUUAUUCGGCCACAACGGAACCAAAUGAUUGAAGACACUGGCCACCCAUGGAACAGAACCUAUUCUCAAUGUUGUGUACAAGAAAUAAUUGCCUGAUGUCGCAUGAUUAAAAGAGGGCUCGGAUUAUUCAUUCAUUUAACUUAUCAGAGAACCAAAUGCCUUAAUGUAUUGCCGCAUCGUGGAGGUAUUUUAAUUGGACUGCGAAAUAGUCACCCCCACAAUCUAUCCUUUAUCGGUUAGAGCCAUUGAGCUAAACCCAUUUCCAAUAUGUAUUGUAUGCAUGUAUCAGGCUUAUGGGCCCCAUAAAAUAAACACGUUUGAUCGAUAAGUACAUCUAAAAAGUCACCACAUCAUCCUCUUUGGCCAUGCGUCAGAACCUUCCGAAACAUAUGUAUAUUUAUUGCCACCCUAUUUAUGGACUUCUGACCCAUUAAGUAAGCAAAUCCAAGUCAUAAAUAAAAUAUUUCGUAAUUUU